Molecule: messenger RNA, 472 nt
Organism: Eruca vesicaria subsp. sativa (arugula)
Lineage: Eukaryota; Viridiplantae; Streptophyta; Magnoliopsida; Brassicales; Brassicaceae
Source: the annotation of a GenBank genome assembly
GAGAUAUUGAGAUCAAAAGAGGAACAAGUUUGGUUGGAGAGAAAGAAAAAAAAUAGAGGGAGAUGAUGAAAGUGCAAGUUCUGUUCCUCGUGGCUAUUUUGUUUCCUGAUCUGAAGCAGCUUGUCAAGGGGCAACUCUGGCCAAAAUGCUCACCUAGAUGUGGCAACGUCAACAUCGAGUACCCUUUUGGCACUUCUACAAAUUGUUACUAUCCAGGAGAUUCUAGUUUCAACCUCAACUGUAAGCAAGAUAAUAGGUUAUUCAUCGGUGACCUUGAAGUGGUCAGCAUUUCUCACAGCGGCGAGAUACGUGUUCUGGUUCCUAUAUCAUACACUUGCUACAACGACCGUGGAGGUAUAACGGGCAGUAAAUAUUACAAGUUUAAGUUGAGUAGUUUUACUCUCUCCGACAACAACAGUUUCACUGGAGUAGGCUGUGACAGUAGCGUGGUGCUGACCAACUUAGGGGAUAA